This is a messenger RNA of Parathielavia appendiculata, 2249 nucleotides long. RefSeq names its product Sec1-like protein. The transcript has 4 exons. Gene Ontology annotation, cellular component: CORVET complex; fungal-type vacuole. Gene Ontology annotation, biological process: intracellular protein transport; vesicle-mediated transport. Bases 58 to 2058 code for a protein of 666 amino acids. The record is from RefSeq and is a predicted model, not a curated record. Lineage: Eukaryota; Fungi; Ascomycota; Sordariomycetes; Sordariales; Chaetomiaceae.
GUUAGGGUCUACCUACGCUCAACACCGAACUCGACACCCCAUGGAGAGCUCAUCAUCAUGGUUCCUCGUGUGGGGUUCGACUCGGAGCAGGUCCGAGAAAAAGCGCGCAAGGACCUGCUCCAUCUCCUCGAGGGAGUUCGCGGAAAAAAGAACCUCGUUAUUGAAAAGGAGUUAGCCGGUCCAGUUGGUGUCGUGGUGAAGGUCUCAACCCUGCGCGACUACGGCGUCGACAAUUUCUUCUUCCUCGAGAAUAACAAUACCGACACGAACCAGCGGAAUGUCGUCUUCAUCGCUCGCGGCGAGUCUGCCCGCACUGCUCAUGCCAUCGCCGGCCAGGUAUUACGGCUCCAGCGCGAGAGCCAAUCUUCCCACGAAUUCCACAUUUUUUGGGUGCCCCGGCGGACGCUGCUGUCAGACAAGGUGCUGGAGGAAGCCGGUGUUCUGGGCGAUACCAAUGUCGCCGAGCUGCCCCUCUUCUUCUUUCCGCUGGAAAAGGAUGUCCUGUCUUUAGAGAUGAACGAUUCCUUCCGGCACAUCUACCUUGCGAAAGACCCAACGUCAUUGUUUUUGCUCGCCCGAGCCUUGAUGGGAAUUCAGCAGAAGCACGGCCUGUUCCCGCGCAUCAUCGGCAAAGGGGACAACGCUAAACGGGUAGCCGAUCUGCUGUCUCGCAUGCGGCAGGAACUGUUGGCCGGCGAAGAAGGGGGCGAAACGGACCAGGCCGGGCUGAGACUCAGCACGACAAUUGAGAGCGUCAUUAUCAUUGACCGCGAAGUCGACUACGUGACGCCGCUCCUGACGCAGCUGACCUACGAAGGCCUACUAGACGAGAUUUUUGGCGUUCAAAACAAUCAGACUGAAGUCGACUCGACGAUCGUGGGUGCGGCGGCGCAGCCAGCGGGGCCAGGCUCAUCGACGGCCGCGCCAGUCGACAAUGGCCAUUCGCGCAAGCGCAAGAUACAGCUCGACGGCUCGGAUGCGCUGUUUGCGCAGCUCCGGGACGCCAAUUUUGCCAUCGUCGGCAACCUCUUGAAUAAGGUGGCCCGCAGACUGCGGAGUGACUAUGAAAGCAGACACAGUUCCAAGACGACGGCGGAGCUCGUCGAAUUUGUAAGAAAGCUACCCGGAUACCAAGCCGAGCAGCAAAGCCUGACGAUCCACACGGGCAUGGAAGAAGAAAUCAUCAAAUACACACGAACUGAGAGCUUUAACAAGCUGCUCGAGGUGCAGCAGAACCUCGCGGCAGGGGCGGACCCAUCGUCGCAGUUUGACGCCAUUGAAGAACUCAUAGCCCGCGAUACCCCACUGCCCCAAGUCCUCAGGCUACUAUGCAUCUACUCGUGCAUCUCGGGCGGCAUCAAGGCCAAAGAACUGGAUCACUUCCGGCGACUGAUUUUGCAAGGAUAUGGUUAUCAGCACCUUCUUACCCUGCACAACCUGGAGCGGUUGCAGAUGUUCCUCUCCAGGUCGUCCCCUCUGGCCUCCAUGAUCCCCAUGGCUGGCUCGGCGGGCAGCCAGGGCAACAAGACAAACUACACGUAUCUGCGCAAGCAGCUCCGGCUUAUCGUGGACGAGGUUGAUGAGCGCGAUCCCAACGACAUCGCCUACGUCUACAGCGGCUAUGCUCCCUUAUCGAUCCGGCUCGUGCAGUGCGUGCUGCAGAAGCAAUAUCUCCUUUCCAUGACACGGGGCGGCGUGGCCGGCACUGCACCAGGGCCGGCAGCCGGGGGCGCCCAAGGUUGGCGGGGAUUUGAGGACGCCGUCAAGCACGCCCGGGGUCAGACGUUUGACGAGGUGCAAAAGGGCGAGGACAAGGCCGUGAAGGCGCGGGCGCUGCUGUCGGGCAACGGCGACAAGAAGACGGUGUUUGUGGUUUUCGUGGGCGGCAUCACGUUUACCGAAAUUGCCGCGCUGCGAUUCCUGGCGAAGCAGGAAGAAGCCCGAAGAGACAUUGUUAUCUGCACCACGUCCAUCAUUAGCGGAAACAGAAUGAUGGAUGCCGCGAUCGAGAAGGAGUCAUUUGAGAGGAGCACCCCGCAGCCCACUGCGUCCAAAUAAAGGUCUAUGUCUAUAUCGUGAGACACAAGGACGCUUGCAUAGUCGGAGGGAUAGAAUGGGGCCGCACUUUGCGGAGAAGAUCUGAGUUGCCUAGUCGAGUCCCUAUUGUCGGUUGUGCCCGUGGAGCGCUCGAUUCAAUCGAUGGUCGAGAGAGCGCCGGGCAAGAGACCAGAAUCAACAGCAUGGAAGGG